Messenger RNA from Contarinia nasturtii (swede midge), 906 nucleotides. RefSeq lists its product as uncharacterized. The transcript is spliced from 4 exons. The record is from RefSeq and is a predicted model, not a curated record. Lineage: Eukaryota; Metazoa; Arthropoda; Insecta; Diptera; Cecidomyiidae. Bases 255 to 590 code for a protein of 111 amino acids.
UGUAACAUUUUUCAUUUUUGUGUAACAUUUGCCGGCUGCCUCCGUGCGUCAUUAAGAGUCCUGGAAAUGCCUGUUCGAGAUGACAGCGAUGACAACAUGCCAUCAAAUAGUUCACAAAGUCAUUCAUCAAAUCGUUCGCCCAGCCGUUCGCCCAGUCGUUCACCAGCUGCAUAUUGACCACGGAUAGAUGCCAGUAAUGCACCAAGUGAGUAGUUCCAGCUCAAGCUCAAAGCCAAGCAUCAGCUAGUUCGACAAUGAGACCAAAUGAACAAAAGAAAAAACGUCGCCGAAAGGCAAAUCGUACGAGAUUUGAUCGUCCAAAGAGAAGGAGACAACAACAAAAUCGGCCAACAAAUACUUCAAUAAGUAUUUCUGAUCAAGGACAAACGCAAAAUUCUGUGAAUUUGCCAGAUUGUUUCGUACGUUUAGAUGCAUCAGCAUGUGAUGCUUUCAUAAAUCAAAUGCAACAACAGCAGCCCAUCCAAAUGGGCAUGGUAAAACAAAUGGGUCGCCAAUUGAAUUCACAAAAUUUAAACCAGAUUCAAAUGGAUAUGGAGGAUGAAUUGAAUCCACAAAUGCAACAAGCUUAAAGCGACACAUCAACUGUUGGACAAAUGGGAAACAUACCAAACAUGACAACAGCUGCAUAUAUCCAACAUGAUGAACCAAACAAAUUUGCAAUGAUCAAUGAUAAAAAGUGGAGCCGAGCCACUAGAUUUUUCGUUGAACGUGUCACAUGAUCAAAUAAAUCAACCGUCUUCAACAUCAGCCGCUGAUGAGAGCGAUUGCAUAUUCGUAAAGAACAUUCAUUUAUCGAAUGGAUGACAGAGAAGUGCCCAGAUCAUGUCAAUGCAAUAAGAGCACAACUUAAAAUGAGAGAUUUUGAAAUGAACAAUAUUAAAAUUG